This is a messenger RNA of Glycine soja, 645 nucleotides long. Its product is annotated as pectinesterase 2-like. The record is from RefSeq and is a predicted model, not a curated record. Lineage: Eukaryota; Viridiplantae; Streptophyta; Magnoliopsida; Fabales; Fabaceae. Bases 1 to 645 code for a protein of 214 amino acids. Gene Ontology annotation, molecular function: oxidoreductase activity, acting on paired donors, with incorporation or reduction of molecular oxygen; heme binding; pectinesterase inhibitor activity. Gene Ontology annotation, biological process: cell wall modification. The transcript has 3 exons.
AUGGAGAGGUAUCUAUUAGGCCACUUGCUGAACUACAAUGAUGAAAAAGGACAAAUGCUAAGCGAUGACCAAAUUGCUGAUAAUGUAAUUGGGGUCCUAUUUGAAGCUCAGGAUAUUACAGCAAGUGUUCUAACCUGGAUUCACAAGUAUCUUCAGGAUGACCACAAACUUCUUGAAGCAAUAAAAGUAGAGAAAAUGGGAGUAUAUGAAGCUAAUGAAGGAGGGAACAUGCCAUUGACAUGGGGUAGAACAGAUCCUAACCAAAACACUGGGAUUUGCAUUCAAAACUCGUGUGUCAUGGCUGCUGAAGACCUAGUUCCUAUGCUGAGUUCCUUCAAAACCUUCUUGGGCAGGGCAUGGAGGGAAUAUUCAAGGACCGUGUUCUUGCAAACUUACCUUGAUUUGUUGGUAGACCCUACAGGGUGGUUGGAGUGGAAAGGCAAUUUUGCCCUCCACACUUUGCAUUAUAGAGAGUACAAGAACCUUGGUCCUGGGGGUUCCACAAUAGGUAGAGUGAAAUGGGGUAGUUACCAUGCCAUAACAAGUGCAACUGAAGCAUCCAAAUUCACAGUUCAGAAUUUUAUUGCUGGGAAAUCAUGCUCUAUGGCCACGGGGAUUCCAUUCUUAUUUGGACUCGAUGAUUAA